Molecule: messenger RNA, 1053 nt
Organism: Striga hermonthica
Lineage: Eukaryota; Viridiplantae; Streptophyta; Magnoliopsida; Lamiales; Orobanchaceae
Source: the annotation of a GenBank genome assembly
AUGGAUAGAGGAAUAGAUCGUGGGUUAUUUCGUAAUGAUGGAUCUUCUAUGGGAAGGUUCAAAAACCUUCAAGAGGAGGAGAAGGGUGAACUGUCUGGGAAAUCUAGGUCAAGCUCGGUGUUUAUUACUCCCGAUCGAAAGACUGUCACUAGUAAACCAACUGUAGAUAAUAAGGCUAGUGGCUCUAAGAUAACAAGUGGAAAGCUUGCAUUCAGCUUGAAGCAAAAGUCAAAACUUGCUGCUCCCACUGUCAAGUUUGGUGAAGAUGAGGAUGAAGAUGAAGGGGAUGCUCGAAAAGUAGCAGAUGAUGGGCCGACAAAGCGGCCAAAAUUGGCACAGUUCAAUAAUGAAUCCGAUCAAUCAUCCAGACCCGUUGAUGUUGGUGAGCAAAGUGGUCCUCCCGGUUCAGACCCUAUAGCCAUGAUGGAAUACUACAUGAAGAAGGCCGCACAAGAAGAGAAACGGAGGCCUCCAAAACACUCAAAGGAUGAGAUGCCCCCACCUGCUUCACUUCAUGCUCAUUCGAAGAAAGGGCACCACAUGGGCGAUUAUAUUCCUCCCGAAGAACUAGAAAAGUUCUUGGCCACCUGUAACGAUGUAUCUGCACAAAAGUUUGCAAAGGAAGCUGCCGAGAAAACAAAAAUCCAGGCUGAUAAUGUUGGCCACAAACUUCUAUCUAAAAUGGGUUGGAAAGAAGGGGAGGGCCUGGGGAGCUCGGGAAGUGGGAUUUCGGCUCCCAUUAUGGCAGGCGACGUGAAAAAGGAUCACUUGGGUGUGGGUGCGCAUGCACCAGGCGAGGUUACUCCCGAUGAUGACAUUUACGAGCAGUACAAAAAACGAAUGAUGCUCGGUUAUCGUCACCGGCCGAAUCCUUUGACAACGAGUGUAGAGUCUGGAUCUGCUGCAUGCUUGCCCACGAAAAGAGGAUCUGCACCUCCCUUUCUCGAGUGCCCUGUUAGAAAUCUAACGCUGUUGGCAAUCCCACGAUGUGUCAACGGGAUUCCUAGCUCGGCAGCUAUUCCAGAAGCUGCCGUUAUGCCUGUCACAAAUUGA